AUGUCGGAUGCCUCCCGCUCCAGCCGGGCGCCCGCUUUCCCCUGCGGCCGCUGCGGGGCCGAGCUCCCGUGUCUGUGGGACCUGCGCUCCCACCCCGAGGGCCGCGGCUACGCCUGCCCGACCUGCGGCAAGGCCUUCGCCCGCUCCUCGGCCCUGCUCCGCCACGAGGCCGCGCACCGCGGGGAGAAGGCCUUCCGCUGCGCCCAGUGCGGCAAAGGCUUCGCCCGGGCGGCUCAGCUGGCGACCCACGGGCGGUCGCACACGGGCGAGCGCCCCUUCGCCUGCCCGACCUGCGCCAAGGCCUUCAUGUCCUCCUCCCACCUGGCGCAGCACCGGCGCACCCACUGGGCCGAGCGCCUGCCCGCUCACCGGCGCUUCCACACGGGCGAGCGGCACUUCCGCUGCGAGCGCUGCGGGUGCGGCUUCUUCCACUCCUCCGACCUGCUGCGGCACCAGCGGGUGCACAUGGGCGAGCGGCCCUUCCACUGCGAGCACUGCGGCAAGAGCUUCGCCCGCUCCUCCGUGCUGGCCAAGCACACCCGCAGCCACACCGGCGAGCGGCCCCACCGCUGCCAGGCCUACCCCAAAGCCUACGGCACCGCCUCCCAGCUCACGGAGCACCAGCGGGUGCACACGGGUGAGCGGCCCUUCCUCUGCUCCGUCUGCGGCAAGACCUUCGCCUGCUCCUUCCUGCUGCACCGCCACCUCAAGCUCCACCCCUGCCCCGAGUGCCCCAAAGCCUUCAAGACCUCAGGGCACCUGCAGAAGCACCGGCUGAUUCACACCCGGGACAGCGCGGCUGGCGGGAGGAGGCAGCGGCGGAAACGGGAGGCGGGGCCGGGGGCGGAGAGAGAGGUUGGAAAGGGGGUGCCCCCACCCCAUCCAGGGAGACUGACCCCCUCCCGCUGUGGGGGAUGCUCACUGGGGUGUCCUCGGGAGACUGCGGAAGCCCCCACAUUGAAGGCAAGGUGA
Messenger RNA from Mauremys mutica (yellowpond turtle), 972 nucleotides. RefSeq names its product zinc finger protein 239-like. The coding region runs from base 1 to 972 and encodes 323 amino acids. Gene Ontology annotation, cellular component: nucleus. Gene Ontology annotation, molecular function: DNA-binding transcription factor activity, RNA polymerase II-specific; RNA polymerase II transcription regulatory region sequence-specific DNA binding. Gene Ontology annotation, biological process: regulation of transcription by RNA polymerase II. The record is from RefSeq and is a predicted model, not a curated record. The transcript is spliced from 2 exons. Lineage: Eukaryota; Metazoa; Chordata; Testudines; Geoemydidae.